UCAUGGUGUCUGCGUAGGCUGGAAGUGAAGUUGGGCAAUUCUGGAGAGACAAGAUGUUCUCGCUUCUAAUUGUACUUCUCAUGGCACUUGAGGGUCAGUGCCAAGAUGAGCCAGAAUCAGUUCGGUGUGGCUGCAGACCGGCCUUUCCCAACUCGUCGUGGUUGCCAUUCCGCGAGCUGCUGGAAGUCCAGGAUGGUGAGUUCCCCUGGCAAAUUUGAAAUGGCAGCAGUAAAUGUCACUGUGGUCAUGGGAGCCAAAGCAUUCGGCGACAUCCGCUUGGAGAGAAAACAAGUGCAGAAGAUCAUUAUUCACCAAGAUUACCAGUCCCCACACCUGGACAGUGACCUCGCCCUGCUCCUGCUGGCCACACCAGUGCAAUUCACUAGCUCCAAAAUGCCUGUCUGCCUGCCCGGGAAGGAGGUGUCCUGGGACCGCUGUUGGAUGGCAGAGUGGGUUUCAGCUUUCGGGUACGGGACAUCUAGUGGCUGGAACAUGCAGCUCCAGAAGCUAAGAGUGACCCAGAUCAGCUGGAAAGCAUGUUCGGCGAGGGUGGAGCAGCUGUCCAGUAAGAUGCUCUGUGCCUGGCAGGAACUGGACACCAAUGGUAACUGCCAGGGAGACAGUGGGGCGCCCAUGGUGUGUGCUAACCGAGGCACCCACAGGCUCUUCCAGGUAGGCAUCUUCAGCUGGGGCCUGAGCUCCGGUUCCCGGGGGAGGCCUGGCAUGUUUGUGUCUGUGGCUCAGUUUAUUCCGUGGAUCCAGGAAGUGACACAGAAGGAAGGCAGAGCCUAUACCCUGUUGGGAGGCUUCAAGAACUCGCUGACUUGUGGCCCCCCAUACCUUCUAGCGCUGGGCCUGGGGUUUCAGGUGCUGCUCGCUGCCAUGCUCACUUGA
Molecule: messenger RNA, 894 nt
Organism: Fukomys damarensis (Damara mole-rat)
Lineage: Eukaryota; Metazoa; Chordata; Mammalia; Rodentia; Bathyergidae
Product: serine protease 55
Exons: 5
Coding region: 106-894 (262 amino acids)
Biological process (GO): proteolysis
Molecular function (GO): serine-type endopeptidase activity
Source: RefSeq, a predicted model, not a curated record